UUGUGUUCUCCCACAAGGCCUUUGUUGUGGGGGGCUAUAUGUGAAAGAUGCACCACCGCACAACCGUUUUCACAUUCUGUCCUCCGAAAAUGUACACUCCAGCCUGUCAAUUGCAACGGUUAUUUUUAAUACCUGGAUAACACGGAUAAAACAUUUUAAUUAGCUCUCAUAUCUAUUUUUCAAAACAUCCCCUGCUCGUCUCGACGCAAGCGCACAAUAAGCAGCGCACAAGCAAAUCAGCCACAGGCUAGACGGCUGACGUCAGAGCGCGACUGAACGCAGAGCCCGCGUGCAAUCCCAGCUUUUUUCCCCCCUUUUCCCCCUCUAGCGUCCGACGUCCCGUGCACAAUGAAUACGCUCGUGCUCAGCGAUGCGUCUUGAAUAUAGACUCAGCAGCAGCAGAGUCUAUAUAUAUACCUACAUUUGCUCGAGGAGCUGCGUUUGAGCCUGCGAGGGAGCGUUGUAGAGAGAGAGAGGGAGGGAGGGUGUGGAGGGGAGAAAACACGGCCAUUCCCAUCCCUUCUCGCGAUAUGGGAAUGUAGUCCGGUGCCUUUAUAACGUCGGCGGAUUCUGUGCCUCAUAAAGAGACCUUCCGAGAUGCACCGUGGGCUCAUCGCUGCCGCCGCCAACCGCAGCAGCAGCAGCAGCCCUACAAGGAGGAGCCCCGUAUCUGAUUGCGGACCGGUUCCGCCGCUAUGGUGUUCAGACGGAGAACAAGGAGGAUGUGCGGGCUGGGCUGCUACCGGCCAGGGCUGUGGCUGUGGAAAGCCCUCCUGGUGUUUGUUGCCAUCGCCUUCGCCGGGCAACUCAUGGGUCUCAUUUUCAACAAGAGCAGCGUCCAGCCGGCUACGCGCCUGCUGUUCUACGCCUCCGACGUCCAGGGGCCCCCGUUGGGCUCCUGCCGGCCCCACACCCACCUCAUGUUCCUGAAGACCCACAAGACGGCCAGCAGCACGGUCCUCAACAUGCUCUACCGCUUCGGCGAGGAGCACGGCCUCCGCUUCGCCCUGCCGAUGGGCUACCAGCUGGGGUACCCCCUGCUGUUCAACGCCCACCGGGUCAAAGGUUACCAGGGGCCCCGAGUCCUGGACUUCGACAUCAUGGGAAACCACAUGAGGUUCAAUAAGCCUGAGGUAGAGAAGGUGAUGCCUGAGGACACCUUCUACUUCUCCAUCGUCCGGGACCCCGUGGCCCUGACGGAGUCCUCCUUCGCCUACUACAAGGAGGUGGCCCCGGCCUUCCGCAAGGCCAAGAGCCUGGGCGACUUCGCCGACAACCCCCGGCAGUACUACGAUCCGCGCCUCCGCAACAACCACUACGCCCGCAACCUGCUGUGGUUCGACUUCGGCAUGGACCACAACGCCAACUUCUCGGAGGGCCUGGCGCUGCGCGGCGAGGCCCUGGUGCGGCGGGCCUUCCGGCUCAUCCUGGUGUCGGAGUACUACGACCAGUCCAUGGUGCUGCUGCGGCACGCCCUCUGCUGGCCGCUGGACGCCGUGGUGUCCUUCAGCCUCAACGCCCGCCAGCAGAAGCCGCCGGGCGGGGCCGGGGGCGGCGGCGGCGGCGAGAGCUGGAUGGACAAGGCGGCGGCGGCGGCGGUGGCGGCGGCGGUGGGCGUGCGGGGCGGGCGGCCGCCGAUGCGGGCGCCGCCCGACCUGUCGCUGACGCCGGCGCAGCGCGAGAAGCUGCGGGAGUGGAACGCGCUGGACUGGCACCUGUACCAGGCCUUCAACCGCAGCUUCUGGGAGGACGUGCGGCGCUUCGGGCCGGAGCGCAUGGACCAGGAGGUGGCGCUGCUGCGGGCGCGGCGGGACCAGCUGGCCCGCGUCUGCCUGCGCAACGGCGGGAGGCCCGUGGAGGCGCAGCGCAUCAGGGACAAGGGCAUCCGGCCCUUCCAGAGCGGCGUGGUGAAGAUCCUGGGCUACGAGCUGCAGCGCCUGGACAACGGCACCACCGAGGCCUGCCUGCGCCUCAUCCGGCCGGAGAUCCAGUACAAGGACGUGCUGGACGCCAAGCAGUUCCCCCGGCCGCAGUUCGUCAAGGGGCCCCCGGGCCAGCGGCCCCGGGGCCCGGCGAUGGCGGUCGGCGGGGGCUACGUGGGAGGGCGCCCCUUGUGGAACAGAGAGAGACUCCCCCAAGGAGCGGGAGAGGGGGCAGGGCCCCGGGGGGGUUGGACUAUGGCGGCGGCGGAGAGGGAGUGGUUGGCGAGGCAAAACCAGACUUCGCUCCUACGAGCCGACGCCAAAGGGAGACUGAGAUAGUGUGGGGGCGGGGGGGGGACCCCACGAGGCCCACGCUAGUUCAACUCCACCUUGUGCUGCUCUACCAGGACCUACCCUGCCGUACCUUACCGUAUGCCUUUUAACUGGACCAACUGAAAAGGAUUGCUUCUCCAUUUGUUAUAUUUUAAUGCGUUUGUCAUUACGACGGGGGAAAGUUCCCGGUACGAUUCCAUUGCUGUGAAAGGGGUAUGGCAUUCCAGACUUCAGCAGACAGCUGAUUUGUGUCAUUUCCAUGGUAGAGAAUGUCUCAUAUUUCAAGUAGGUUUUUAAAUUGGUCCCAUUAACAUCAACAAAAUGUGAAAUUGGAAAACCCAGACCAAUUGUAUUCUCUGUAUUA
Molecule: messenger RNA, 2619 nt
Organism: Gadus chalcogrammus (walleye pollock)
Lineage: Eukaryota; Metazoa; Chordata; Actinopteri; Gadiformes; Gadidae
Gene: gal3st4
Product: galactose-3-O-sulfotransferase 4
Biological process (GO): glycolipid biosynthetic process
Cellular component (GO): membrane
Molecular function (GO): galactosylceramide sulfotransferase activity
Source: RefSeq, a predicted model, not a curated record